This is a messenger RNA of Cucurbita pepo subsp. pepo (vegetable marrow), 2078 nucleotides long. RefSeq names its product protein CORTICAL MICROTUBULE DISORDERING 4. Lineage: Eukaryota; Viridiplantae; Streptophyta; Magnoliopsida; Cucurbitales; Cucurbitaceae. The record is from RefSeq and is a predicted model, not a curated record.
UGGGCCUUUUUCCUGUGAUUGCCUUCCGUUGGCAACGACCACUACCCCCAUUUCUUGUCAAUGAAAGCAACUGGGAGAAGCCGGAAACAUUGAAUUGUAACUAAGACGGAAGUAAAAGAAUCUGGGAAAGCAAGUGGUUGGUUGUUUCUUGUAGUUCUUUGAAGUUGGAGAAUGGCGAGUCUAGCACCGGGAGUUCUGGUGAAGCUUCUUGAUGGAAUGCAUUCGGGGAUGAAACCCACGAGCGAUCACCGGAGCUCGUUGUUGCAGGUGACGGACAUUGUGCCGGCGGAUCUAGACGAGAAAAACCUGUGGCCGAAGCAUGGCUUCUAUAUCAAGGUGUCGGAUUCUUCGCACUCAAUCUACGUGAGUCUGCCUUCGGAUCAAGACGAUUUCGUUCUGAGCAACAAAAUGCAGCUAGGUCAAUUCAUUUACGUGGAUAAAUUGGAACCCGGGUCGCCCGUCCCAGUGGUGAAGGGCGCGAAACCACUCCCCGGGCGACAUCCUCUGGUGGGAACGCCAGAACCGCUAAUGGGUUUAAGGGAGAAAGGGGAGAAAUGUGAUGAAAAGUCAAAGGCGGCAAAGACAAAUGUGUCAGGUCCGAGGCGGGGUUCUUGGGGAACCGGAAAAGGGCUGAGCUUGGGAGAUGGGUAUUCUUCUUCACCCAUGAUUCUGAAACCCAUUCCGCUGGACUUUGAGCAGUGUACGCCCGUGAAGGAGCGUGCAGCUCCCAGCUCCCUGAUGAUGUCUCCCAUGGUGAGGGGCAAGAACGGAAUCCGGUCUUCCUUUGGCGGUGGGCUGUUGGCUAAACUCGAAAGCCCUGUUCCUGCUUCUUCACUGCUUAGGAAAAGCUGUGCUGUUCCCUGUGGAUCGAUGUCCAAAUUCCCUAGAAGCAAGAGCGUGUGCGAGCGAGAACCAAGGAUUUCACCACCAACUCCCUUCAACUCAGCUGUAGCGAGGAAGAGCGCGACUCCACCCCCAAGGUUGCGAAAUCAAAGGACCCCAGCUGCUUCUGCUUCCUCCCCAAUGAUGAAGAGUUCUGAGUCUGAUGAUAGCGCCACCACUCUUCCCAUGAACUUACCUGGAAAACUCAGUAUAUUAGGGAAGGAAGCUGUGCAGCAGAGAGAUACAGCGCAGAAGAAUGCCCUCCAAGCCUUAAGAGGUGCUACUGCUACGGAAGCUUUAGUUAGAUCCCUCAGGAUGCUUUCUAGGUUGAGUAAAUCGGCUAGAGCCGACGCUCCUGCCAACUGUUUCGACAAAUUUCUUGAAUUCCACCAGCAAAUGAUGCAGGCAGUGAGUGAUAUGGUGUCCAUUCAAGCCGCUACUGAACUGGCUCAGAACCAGACUUCCAAAAAGCAGCAACAACAGCAGGAACAAGAAUCUCCCUCCAUACUAAGCGAGAUCACACCCAACUCCAAUAAUCCAGAAUCAAGUUUAUCCCAAAGAAGGAGUGGGUUGUACAAAUCGGUGGCAGCUUGCCCGGAGAGGAGCGAGCAGAAGAAGAGCAACUUUGGGAAGCAGAAAGCAGCAGCAUUUGUUGGGAAAUUAGGCUUGGGAAGUAGUCGUAGUAGUAGUAGUAGUAGUGGGGAGAAUGAUGAAAAUGAGAAGCCGCCAAUGGCAAUGGCAAUGGCAAUGGCAAUGACAUCAUGGUGUAGGUUGGGCGACACAAUCAAACUGGCGAAGCAGAUUGAAAGGGAAGCUGGAAAGUGGUUUAUGGAGUUCAUAGAGAAAGCAUUGGAAGCGGGUAUGAAGAAGAGCAAGGGAGCGGGAGACGAGGAUGUCAGCAAAGUUCCUCAGUCUCUAUUACUCAAGCUCAUCAACUGGAUGGAGGUACAGUGUUGUAACAAUAACAAGACGACGGGGGCGGCAGUAGUUCUCCAUCCCAGAGCCUCACAAAUUGCUCGCAAAUUAAGAAUCAAGAUCAAGAACCCUUGACUAUUAUUAUUAUUCUCAAUUUCUCUUUGCUUUGCUUUGCUUGCAGCAACAUGAAUUCAAUUCUUCACUCAUUCUCCCCAAUAAUACUUGUCAUUAUCUAAAUAGAUUAAACAGAUUUUCGGAAUAAGCGAAAAGACUGUGAUAUA